Messenger RNA from Aspergillus brunneoviolaceus CBS 621.78, 1014 nucleotides. RefSeq lists its product as uncharacterized. NCBI's taxonomy places the organism in Eukaryota, Fungi, Ascomycota, Eurotiomycetes, Eurotiales, Aspergillaceae. The record is from RefSeq and is a predicted model, not a curated record. The transcript has 6 exons. The coding region runs from base 1 to 1014 and encodes 337 amino acids.
AUGAAGAGUGCACUCGCGCAGGGAGAGCAGGGAUACGACCAUGAUAACCUGCGGCAUGUGGUGAUUACAGCCAGUAGUUUCGCGCUGGUAGUCUCAACUCUGGCUGUGGCUUUGCGUCUGUGGUGUCGGCGUAUCACUCGCACCAAGGUCUUCUUGGAUGACUACCUCAUGAUUGUUGCCUUGGUCUUCGAAUAUGGUAUUACGGUGGCAGGGGUUGUUCUUUUGUACAACGGCUUGGGAACCCACAUCAUCUACGUAUCUCCGGACCAACUCGUGGUCUACAUGAAGACCUUAUCGACCGGCACAUUCCUGUACACCUUGUGCAUCACCUUUGUGAAACUCUCUAUCCUCGCGCUCUACAAACGAAUCUUCUCCAUUCGUCCGAUGAUGCAAGCCUCGAACGUGGUCGCAUGCAUCGUGAUUCUCUGGUGUUUUGGGGUUUGCCUCAUCGGGGCAGUGACCUGCAUGCCUUUCAAGAAGCUGUGGGAGCCCAAUCUCCCGGGAGGCUGCAUCAACCUGGCCCAAUUCUACUACGGUCUUCAAAUCCCCAACAUCUUGACUGACGCAAUCAUUCUCGUGUUGCCGAUGAAAGCCGUCUGGAAUCUGCAAGUCCCUCGAUCGCAGAAAGUCAUGCUGUCGGGAAUUUUCCUGAUUGGUACCACAACCCUUGCCUUCGACAUCGUGCGGCUGGUGGUGAUGGUCCAGCUUUCGGAGGCAGGAGGCGAUAUCACCUAUGACCAAGUUACUGCAAGUGUCUGGACGUGUAUCGAGCCCAUGAUGGGGAUCACCGCCGCCUGCCUCUCCAACAUGCGGCCCCUCUUCACCAUGCUGCCUCGCCCCGAGUGGAGCAAGAAUCUGUCCUGGCGCAAGAAUGCCUUCUCCUUGCCUUCCUCCUACCGGUCAAAGACGAAGAGUAUGGAGCAGAAGCCGAGCAUCCACUCCACCACGGUGAUCCGCAUUGAUAGCUCCCGCUUGACCAACUCGAGCACUGCCAGCGAACGGGAGGAGGUUUAA